Loa loa (African eye worm) is the source of this 912-nucleotide messenger RNA. RefSeq names its product TK protein kinase. Gene Ontology annotation, molecular function: ATP binding; protein tyrosine kinase activity. The coding region runs from base 1 to 912 and encodes 303 amino acids. The transcript is spliced from 7 exons. Gene Ontology annotation, biological process: protein phosphorylation. Lineage: Eukaryota; Metazoa; Nematoda; Chromadorea; Rhabditida; Onchocercidae. The record is from RefSeq and is a predicted model, not a curated record.
AUGAAUGCCUCCUUGGCAAUACGAUAUCCAGUAGAAUACCAUGCCAGUCCAGUCCCUGGACCAAAACCGACGGAAAUAUCAGAACCGUCAAUAAUUUACCAGGAAUCAAAACAUAUAAAUGGUCUAAUCAUGGUACCAGACAAGAAGGUUAUACAUUACAAAAUCAACAUAAUAUCUGAAAUCGGAACGAAACAUAGGGCAUUCGCUGGAAAGACUUAUCGCGCUGUACUCUCAUCAGAAGGUCGUUACAGCGAAGUUGCAUUCAAACGGCUCAAAAAGUCUUGUUUCCAAGAAGAACUUUUUGAAAAAUGUCUUAAUUUAUUACAUAUUGAACGUCGACAAUAUGCCACUGAACUUUUGAGCAUUGCAAAAAGCACUUCAUACAGUGUUCAAGGUGAAGAGUAUAUUUGCAAGAUUGCAGGCUUCAGCACUGAUGACAAGAUAUACGGUCCAUGGGUGGCAUAUGAAUUCGUAAGCGGGAAUCCGCUGGAUGUUGCGCUUGUGAUGCGUAGAAGAGAUGGAUUACCACCACUGACACAUCGAGCUAACUUUGAAAUCAUGUACCAAAUAGCAGCCGGAAUGCGAUAUCUUGAAGAUAACAGCCUAUGUCAUCGGGAUCUUCGGGCAGCGAACAUUCUCGUAUAUGUACAACAUCAGUAUUCAAUGGCUAUCAAAAUUACCGAUUACAUGCUAACUCUCUCCAUUUUGAGUAAACUGCCAGAAAAUUCUGAUCUUAGCUCAUUGCACUGGAGAUGGAUGGAUUGUGAAGCUCUUGAAUACGGUCAAUUUGGUAUCAAAACUGACAUCUGGUCAUUCGGUUGUGUUAUGUUUGAAAUUUUAAAUCCUGGAAAACUACCAUAUUCACUGGAAAAAAUUCCAAUCGAAGAUCCGCAGGGGUAUAUCUCAAAAUAA